AUGAAACUGUUCUUCCCGUUUGUCAUCCCGAACCCGGCCUCGAUCUUCGACGUGGUACGGUUCUAUCAACGGGCGACCAACCUCUACGGAAUGACAUUUUACACGUUUAGUGAAUUGCUGCGAGGAAAGCAAAACAUUCGUGUUACCACGGUCCAGAUUUUAAACUUCGUCCGUUUGAUUCUGCUAGAGCUGGCCGUCGCGGUCAUCUACAGUCAGAUAACGUUGAGUAGUCAUUCGAAAGGCUCUUACGUCCUAACAAUUGGACCCCGCUUCAUACUGGUUUUAAGUGCCGUCAGUUUAGUUGUGAUAUCACUGAUAGAUGCUUUCAAGUUCCGCUUAGCAGUGGAGAUUUUCCAGAAGAUUCAUGCCGUAGAUGAGCGACUCCAUCUACUAAAAGUUGAUUCGGGUCAUGCUCAGCAACAGAACACGCUCAUCAAAGUUUCGUUGUUUAUUGUGCUCGUUUCCCUAAUUUUACAUGUCAUAACAACUCUAUCGUUUAUCAUUGAUAUCCGUGACGUUCGCUUCGUCCUUUUGGUAACUGUGUGUAGUUUUGUGUUCAACACGUCGUUAACUCUGACAUUUGGCAACUACUUGAUCCGAAGCUAUCUGAUUGCAACACGAUUUCAACUUGUUAACCAAGUUUUUUCAGCCCGGUUUGACAUUUCGAGUCGAAGACAAUUCCUACUGACGAAGGAACUGCCCUUGAAUCGAUCCAACGACCUGGAAUUGGUGGGCAAGCUGGCCGAUAUUCAUGCCGAUUUGUCAGACACAGUCGAUCUGCUAGGCGAGAUCUAUUGGGUCCAAACGAAUCUGAUCAUGGUGAACGUAAUUGGAACUGCUACGUUUAGCUUCUUUUCCAUGUUUCGCUCACUGCUGAAUGGCGAAGGAUAUCUGUUUUCGCAUAGUACCGGAACCAAUUUGUGGGGUUUAUUUUAUUUGACAAUGCUAGUAACAUUGCUAGUUCAAAGCUUUCUACUUGGUUGGUACGCCAACAGAACGACCGUACUGAUCUACAAAGCACUUAACAAUACAAAGAACGAACGUUUGGUGCAGAGCUUACGAUACUUUGCACGUCAAAUCCAAGACCGACCGGUGGUAGCUCGGUUCAAAACUUUCGACGGAAGCCUUCAGGUGUUACUUUCGAUCAUGGGAACGAUCGGAACCUAUCUUGUGAUACUGUUUCAGUUUGAUGAUAUGAUAAAAGUUGCCACGAAGGACAAUGCUCAACUCGCAACAUCAACCAACUAA
Molecule: messenger RNA, 1248 nt
Organism: Malaya genurostris
Lineage: Eukaryota; Metazoa; Arthropoda; Insecta; Diptera; Culicidae
Exons: 2
Coding region: 1-1248 (415 amino acids)
Biological process (GO): sensory perception of taste
Cellular component (GO): axon; dendrite; neuronal cell body
Source: RefSeq, a predicted model, not a curated record